AUGUCUCCUAGUUUGCUCCCGCAGCCCAUCGUGUCUGAGUCUACAGGGGAGUCGGUAAUGAAGAUGUCGUUGCAAUCGGAAGUCCGAGAGGCAAGCCUGGCCACUGGUGAGAAUCCGGAGCCGUUCCUGUUAGAGACUGAUGCCGAGAGUCAGAUCAUGGAGCCAGUGCACGCCGAAGUUCACGACUUCAUCUACAGGUCCAAGCUGCCUGACAUUGAUAUCCCCAACCAUAUGCCUUUGGCCGACUACUGCCUCGAGAAGUCAUCCCAGUGGCCAGACAAAGUCUGCUUGAUCGAUGGGGUCACAGGAAGAGAGCACAGAUACGGAGAGAUAGAGCUCUCCUCUCGUCGAGUGGCCGCAGGAUUAGACAAAAUCGGAGUGAAGCAGGGUGACGUGAUCGCCUUGCUUCUCCCCAACUGCGCAGAGUUCGUCCUCGUGUUCCUCGGCGCCGCAAAGAGGGGCGCUGUUGUCACCACGGCUAACCCAUUCUACACAGCGGCUGAACUAGAGAAGCAAAUCGAGGCUUCCGGCGCAGGGAUUGUGAUUACCCAGUCCAGCUACAUUGAGAAGCUUGCGGGGUUGAACGUCCAGAUCAUCACUGUCGACCAACAUGUUGCCAAUUGCAUGCACAUUUCGGUUCUUCUGAACGCCUGCGAGGAUGAGUGCCCUCAAGUGAGAAUACACCCUGACGACUUGGUAUGUCUUCCAUAUUCCUCCGGAACCACCGGAUUGCCGAAAGGUGUGAUGCUCACUCACAAGAGCUUGGUCUCCAGCGUGUCCCAGCAAGUCGAUGGCGAAGCACCGAACUUCAACAUCACCGUUGAGGAUACUUUGAUGUGCGUGCUGCCAAUGUUUCACAUCUACUCUUUGAAUUCCAUCCUUCUGUGCGGGUUGAGAGUUGGUGCUACGCUGGUGAUCAUGCCCAAGUUCGAGCUCCCCAAGCUGUUGGACCUUAUCCAAAGGCACAAGGUGACGAUGGGGCCUUUUGUGCCGCCUAUUGUGCUUGCAAUUGCGAAGAACCCCAUCGUCGAGAACUAUGACCUUUCUAGCAUGAGGAUGGUGAUGUCGGGUGCUGCUCCUCUAGGCAGGGAGCUCGAGGACGCUUUCAGAGCUCGCCUGCCUAAUGCUGUUCUAGGCCAGGGCUAUGGAAUGACAGAAGCUGGUCCAGUGUUGGCAAUGUGCUUGGCAUUCGCGAAGACUCCAUUCUCGGUGAAGCCAGGGUCAUGCGGCACAGUAGUCCGGAACGCCGAGGUGAAGAUUGUCGACACGGAGACUGGGAUGUCCUUGCCCUACAACCAACCUGGAGAAAUUUGCAUCCGAGGUCCUCAAAUCAUGAAAGGUUACUUGAAAAACCCUGAGGCAACAGCCAACACAAUCGACAAGGACGGUUUCCUACACACCGGAGAUGUUGCUUUCAUCGACGAGGACGAGGAGAUGUUCAUUGUUGACAGAGUGAAGGAAAUUAUCAAGUUCAAGGGUUUCCAAGUACCCCCUGCCGAAUUAGAAGCACUCUUACUAUCCCAUAAAGAGAUUCAAGAUGCCGCCGUAGUCUCACGCAAGGACGAUGUUGCUGGAGAAGUUCCAGUGGCCUUCGUUGUGCGAGCAACAAGCUCAACAAUCACCGAAGACGAAGUGAAGGAUUACAUUGCGAAGCAAGUCGUGUUCUACAAGAAAAUCCACAAUGUCUACUUCGUAGACUCCGUCCCCAAAUCUCCCUCUGGCAAAAUCUUACGAAAGGAUCUAAGAAACAAAGUAUAGAGCAAUGUAGGGUUUUCUCUUUUAUUUUUAUUUUUAGGUCUAUUCAUUCUUUCAAUCUGCGUGUAUGUAUCUAAAUGUUUGGAGACGAGCAUAACUUAAGCGUGUUAACCUUGAAUAAAUGUCUAUCCUGUAAAUCAUUCACCUCAGGAGCCAGAUCCUGCAACUUAGGGUUUAUAGAGUAGGACGCGAAACGAGCUAGGUGUACAGGCAGACUGGUCCAGCUGAGGAUGGAAUUACGAAUACAAGCGUUUCCCUCUAGAAUUUUUCGUGAGAAAGACUGCGAAAUGUCAUCAACGGGGUGCAAUCGCUAGAUUCAUGAACUGGACUAUUUCACAACAUCAUUUGCAAUACAAUUAGUGUUCCUAACA
This is a messenger RNA of Physcomitrium patens, 2126 nucleotides long. Its product is annotated as 4-coumarate--CoA ligase. Lineage: Eukaryota; Viridiplantae; Streptophyta; Bryopsida; Funariales; Funariaceae. The record is from RefSeq and is a predicted model, not a curated record. Gene Ontology annotation, molecular function: CoA-ligase activity.